ACAGUCAUAUCCAGUCGUAUUUGCGGUUCUGUUUUGAGGCUAGGUGUCACUUUUGUUUCUUCUAGAAACAAAGACAAACGUACGCUGCUUCACUGCUUCAGUCAGUUUCAUUCCAUCGCUCGAAAAUGAAGGGAUUCGCGUGCUUGGUCGCCACUUUCCUCUUCUUGGGCGUUGCCAACGCUCUUGAUUGCUACACGUGUGACUCGAACAGGGCAGGAGAAGAGUACUGCUCUCACGUGCCGUUCAAGAAGCCAAGCGCGGAGAAAGCAAUGUCUUGCAGCGACUCCUUCAAUCACGCGUUUAACGAAUUCAGAAGCACUUUCCAAGCCGGCGGACAGCAAAAUGAUCAACUCGAAUCUUGCGUAAAACAGACCUAUUCAGACGAGCAUGGGAAGGUGUUGCGAGUGACUCGUGGGUGCGCCACUGGCUUCGACAACGUGUGCAAGUUUUUCGGGCAGAACCCGCAGAACCCGUACAAGUGCUACGAGUGCAAGGAAAAUUACUGCAACGGAGCCAACUCUUUGGCCUCUGCUAUCCUUCUCACUCUUGUAGCCAUCGCUUUUUCUUUUAAGAUGUAACGUUUUUAAGUAUGUAGAAAUUCUGAGAUUGCAUUUUGUAUUCAAAUAAGGAGAUGCAUCAUUGCUUAAUCAGAGCUGUACGCUAAAAAACUUUGUCCUUGAGCUUUAUUGUUAUGUGAGAUGUGAUUAUAUAUCCGUUUUAAACCAAAA
Molecule: messenger RNA, 728 nt
Organism: Cloeon dipterum
Lineage: Eukaryota; Metazoa; Arthropoda; Insecta; Ephemeroptera; Baetidae
Exons: 3
Coding region: 126-578 (150 amino acids)
Source: RefSeq, a predicted model, not a curated record